This is a messenger RNA of Carlito syrichta (Philippine tarsier), 1735 nucleotides long. It is a transcript of the gene BMP7, whose product is annotated as bone morphogenetic protein 7. Gene Ontology annotation, biological process: SMAD protein signal transduction. The record is from RefSeq and is a predicted model, not a curated record. The transcript is spliced from 7 exons. Gene Ontology annotation, cellular component: extracellular region. Gene Ontology annotation, molecular function: growth factor activity; cytokine activity. Bases 5 to 1300 code for a protein of 431 amino acids. Lineage: Eukaryota; Metazoa; Chordata; Mammalia; Primates; Tarsiidae.
CGCGAUGCACGUGCGCUCCCUGCGCGCCGCGGCGCCCCGCAGCUUCGUGGCGCUCUGGGCGCCGCUGGUCCUGCUGCGCUCCGCGCUGGCCGACUUCAGCCUGGACAACGAGGUGCACUCGAGCUUCAUCCACCGGCGCCUCCGCAGCCAGGAGCGGCGGGAGAUGCAGCGCGAGAUCCUCUCCAUCCUGGGCCUGCCCCACCGCCCGCGCCCCCACCUCCAGGGCAAGCACAACUCGGCGCCCAUGUUCAUGCUGGACCUGUACAAUGCCAUGGCGGUGGAGGAGGCCGGCGGGCCCGACGGCCAGGGCUUCUCCUACCCCUACAAGGCCGUGUUCAGCACCCAGGGCCCCCCCCUGGCCAGCCUGCAAGACAGCCACUUCCUCACCGACGCCGACAUGGUCAUGAGCUUCGUCAACCUCGUGGAGCACGACAAGGAGUUCUUCCACCCACGCUACCACCACCGAGAGUUCCGGUUCGACCUGUCCAAGAUCCCAGAAGGGGAAGCUGUGACCGCAGCCGAGUUCCGAAUCUACAAGGACUACAUCCGGGAGCGCUUCGAUAACGAGACGUUCCGGAUCAGCGUGUACCAGGUGCUGCAGGAGCACUUGGGCAGGGACUCGGACCUCUUCCUGCUUGACAGUCGCACCCUCUGGGCUUCGGAGGAGGGAUGGCUGGUGUUUGACAUCACGGCCACCAGCAAUCACUGGGUAGUCAACCCACGACACAACCUGGGCCUGCAGCUCUCAGUGGAGACACUGGAUGGGCAGAGCAUCAACCCCAAGUUGGCGGGCCUGAUCGGGCGGCACGGGCCACAGAACAAGCAACCCUUCAUGGUGGCGUUCUUCAAGGCCACGGAGGUCCACUUCCGCAGCAUCCGGUCAGCGGGCAGCAAGCAGCGCAGCCAGAACCGCUCCAAGACGCCCAAGAACCAAGAGGCCCUGCGGAUGGCCAACGUGGCAGAAAAUAGCAGCGGCGACCAGCGGCAGGCGUGUCGGAAGCACGAACUGUACGUCAGCUUCCGUGACCUGGGCUGGCAGGACUGGAUCAUCGCGCCCGAGGGCUACGCCGCCUACUACUGCGAGGGCGAGUGCGCCUUCCCUCUGAACUCCUACAUGAACGCCACCAACCACGCCAUCGUGCAGACGCUGGUCCAUUUCAUCAACCCAGAGACGGUGCCCAAGCCCUGCUGCGCGCCCACACAGCUCAACGCCAUCUCUGUCCUCUACUUCGACGACAGCUCCAACGUCAUCCUGAAGAAAUACAGAAACAUGGUAGUCCGGGCUUGCGGCUGCCACUAGCGCCUCCUGGGAGCCAGGCCUUCUGGCCAAGACACUCUGGUUCCUCCACCACCCACUGCCUUGGCUGGGAGCCCGCAGACCUGCUGCCUUUUUCAAGGCCUCUCCCUCCCCCUCCCCGACUGUCAAGGUGCACGAAUUAAGGCAUCUGAGCACAGACGGCUUUGGAUCAGUUUCUUGGCGGCCGCAUCCAACGGACAAGACCUUACAAGCCUACACAGCCCAGCAGGGAAAGAUGCAUGUGAAGGAAGAUGGCCUGGUCUGAGUCAUUGGCUGUGACGUCUCAGCUGUGCACAGACUUGUUUCCACCCCCAAGCCAGGCCCCCUGACACGGGGAGGAAGGGGCGUGGUGAGGGCUGGACACGGGUGUGUCUGUGCUGAAAGAAAUCGAUGCGGAAGUUCCUGUAAUAAAUGUCACAAUAAAACGAAUGAAUGAAA